Molecule: messenger RNA, 1434 nt
Organism: Salvia splendens (bonfire salvia)
Lineage: Eukaryota; Viridiplantae; Streptophyta; Magnoliopsida; Lamiales; Lamiaceae
Exons: 7
Coding region: 1-1434 (477 amino acids)
Source: RefSeq, a predicted model, not a curated record
AUGGCAACUGCAAUGCAACAGAUUGCUAGGAAUGCGCCACCAAGCCAAUCUUCAAUCAUUAAACAGAUGCAUGAAUAUCACCCUGAAGAAUUCAAAGGUAAGCUAGAUGAUAAUCCAACCAAGGCCGAGUACUGGUUGGAACAGUUAGAGCGAAUAUUCGGCUGCAUGACUUGUACAUCAGAUGAAAAGUUACAGGGUGCAACUGCACUUUUGAAAGAAGAGGCUCACAGGUGGUGGGCCAGUGUUGUUCAUGAUACUCUUCCAGACAUGUUGACGUGGGAUUUCUUUCUGAAUAAAUUUCGUGAAUGCUAUGUUGGGGAACAGAGGGAUUUGAGGAGUAUUAUCCAGGCUGGGCUAGUUGGAUUGGAGACAUCAGAUUUGACAAAGUUAUCACACGCUGCUCGGACUCUUGAACAACUUAAAGUUACUGAUAAAGUUGAAGAAGGCUCUAUGAAUCAAGAGAAACGACCAGCAGAAUCAUCUCACUCGGCUUCUCGAUUCUCGGGGAAAAGAUUCAGAGACUUUAGAGCCAACCUGAUGGAGUUACCGUUUCGUGAAUUUGACAUUAUUUUGGGAAUGGAUUGUUUGUAUGUUCACCGUGCUCUAGUUGAUUGCGGUAAGAAGAGAAUAAUAUUGUACACACUAGAUGGCCAUGAGGUGAUAGUGGUUGGUGAGAGAUCAGACUACCUUGAUAAUGUGAUUUCUGCUACUACGGCUCGUAAGCUGGUGAGAAAGGGUUGUAAGGCAUAUUUAGCCUAUAUUCUAGAUACACGAGCAGAGGAUCCGAAGUUAACUGAUAUACCAAUAGUGUCAGAAUAUCCUGAUGUGUUUCUCAAGAGUUACCAGUUGAAGGUGAAAGUUGAUGUGUUUAAAAUGACUUUCAGAACUCGUUAUGACCAUUAUGAAUUCAAAGUUAUGCCUUUUGGGUUGACGAAUGCCCCAGCUGCUUUUAUGGAUUUGAUGAAUCGAGUUUUUCAACCAUACCUUGAUCAGAAUGAUCAUGAACAACAUCUGAAGAUUGUCUUACAAGUUUUGAGAAAUAAGCAGUUGUAUGCAAAACUCAGUAAAUGUGAAUUUUGCCUGUCAGAAGUUGCGUUUUUGGGUUUAGGGUUUAGGUUGUGUAUUGAUGCAAGAAGGCAAGGUAGAGCAAAUGUUGUGGCAGACGCACUCAGCAGAAAAUCAAUUGCAGCUUUGAGAGCGAUGAAUGGACGACUGGAAAUGUCAAAUGAUGGAAAUCUAGUGGCAGAACUAAGAGUGAGAUCGACACUGAUUCAGCGAGUUAAAAAUUCUCAAAAGAAUGAUGAUAAAAUGAAGAUUAAGUUCGAUCAGAUCUCUCAAGCUUUGCAGGGGGACAGCGACUGGGAAGGCGCGUGUGCAGAGAAAGAGAGACGACGUCCAAUCAGGGGGCAGAGCUCUCAACCGUCUCCCAUAUGA